Messenger RNA from Ostertagia ostertagi, 378 nucleotides. The record is from the annotation of a GenBank genome assembly. Lineage: Eukaryota; Metazoa; Nematoda; Chromadorea; Rhabditida; Trichostrongylidae.
AUGCUAACUAAUGAGGAAAAAUGUGCAAUCAAACUUUCACAGAUUUUCGGCUGGAGAAAGGCGGUGCGUGUCGUCAAGAAGCAUCCCCGUGUGCGAGUUGUUAGUCGUCUGGUUGACUUUGCUCUUGUCGAGCCAGAUGAAGAAGAUGAUGACAAGCCUGGAGAAGACGUAAUCAAUUACACAGAUUUAGUGAACCUACUUAAAGGCACUGAGACGCCCCCUCAGAACACCCCGACUGAAGCAGCCGAUCCAAAUCAAGGGAACCUUAUCGACUUUUCCGAUGACAUUUUAAUCUCCACCAGUGUUAGUACGUCGACGAACCUUAACAAUGCUAUACCCAACCCAACUCCUCAACCACUAUCACUUCUUGACUUGUAG